CUCACACUCGUGUCCCGUGGGUGGCCCGUCUAGAUCACGAGUCCACCAGCGCCAUCGUCAUGGUGACGCGUGUUAGCUAGGGUUUUAGAGACAUGGCGCUCAAUCUCACAACGAGCGCGUUCGUGGGUGUGGAGCACGCAAUGGCCGCCGCCAUGGGCAGCCGCCGCUUGGUUCUGCGUGCCAGCCACAUUGCUUCCUCGCGCAGCGCUCGAGAUUGGUCAUCGCCAUCUCCUCUUCUGCUCAAACAGAAAGAGGAAGAGGAGGAAACACUCCAGGGAAGAACACCACAGCACUCUCGUUUUCUUCCGCCAGACAAGGAAGGAGGAGGAGGAACCGCGAAGCCGGAGAAGAUGAAGAAGCCAUCGAUCAAGGUGACGAGACCAUCUCCCGGAUUCAGUCCUUUCAGCGCACAGGGAUUCGCGUCGCUCAAGCUGUCACCCAAGCUCGUCCAGAAGCUGGACGAGAUGAAUCUCAAGUCGCCCACGCAAGUCCAAGCGUCCGCCAUCCCAGUGCUCCUCGAUGGCCACGACGCUGCCAUGCAAUCCUACACUGGCUCCGGGAAGACGCUCGCCUACUUGCUGCCAAUUCUCUCCACGAUCGGGCCCUUCGCGGACGCUGGAGGAGACGAGUCCGCGAGGAAGACUGGCGCGAUCGACGCGGUGAUCGUCGCGCCGUCCCGGGAGCUGGCAAUGCAGAUCGUCCGCGAGGCCGAGAAGCUCCUGGGUGACGAGCACCGGCGGCUUGUCCAGCAGCUCAUAGGUGGCGCCAACUUGAAGCGCCAGGCCGAGGCUCUCAAGAAGAACAAGCCCAUGAUCAUCGUUGGAACUCCCGGGAGGAUCUCCGAGUUUAGCCGCGCAGGGAAGCUCCACACGCACGGAUGCCGGUUUCUCGUGUUCGACGAGGCGGACCAGGUGCUCUCCAUGAAGUACCGCGACGACAUGAAGCGAAUCCUCGAGCAUGUUGGAACUCGGAGAGCCUCUUCCUCGUCCUCGUCCUCCUCAAACUCGCAGCCGCAAAGAUUAGAGAGGCAGACGAUCCUCGUCUCGGCGACCAUGCCGCCGGCUCUUCUGAAAGCUGCGGAGGACUGGGGGCACAAGCCACUGCUCGUCAAGGCCGCAGCAGCGACGUCAACCAGCCAGAGCUCGUCAGAGGUGGAUUCGCAACAACAGAAAAGGUGGUCGAGUGAUCCUGACGUGAGAGGAGCCCGGGAGAGCUUACCACCCAACCUCCGGCAUUGCUACGUGAUCAGCCCCGCCAGGCACCGCGUCUCCACGCUCCGGAGGUGCAUCAACGCGCUGGAUCCUCAGUCCGUGCUCGUGUUCAUGAACUUCUCGCGGCGUCUCAAGGACACCAUGUUCAAGCUCCAGGCCGGAGGGAUCGACGUGAGCUGCCUCCACGGCGACAAAGGAAAGCUUGGCCGGAGCAACACACUCACUGCUUUCAAGGCCGGGAAGAUCCGGGUGCUGGUGGUGAGUGAAGUUGGAGCUCGCGGUAUCGACGUUCCCGAGUGUGAUCUCGUCGUCAACUUGGAGCUCCCGACGGAUGCUACGCACUACGCGCACCGGGCUGGGCGGACGGGGAGGCUGGGCCGCGGUGGAACCGUGCUCACCAUAUGCGAGGAGCGGGAGAAGUUCGUGGUGGACAAGUUUGAGAAGCAGCUCGGGCUCCAGAUCGACCAAUGCGAGGUCGCGUGUGGGGACGUGAGCCUGGAAGAAGAGGACCAACUUGACGAAGAAGACGAAGAUGAAAGAAAGAGUUUUCAAAGCCGCCAUAGCCAAAGAAACGAAGGUUACAAGAGGAGGACGACGAUGCGUCCUUCUUUCGGUAUGGAAGCUUGAAAGUUCUUCGUACAAAGCCCCCAAAAGGAGAAGAAAAGAAGCUUUUUUUUCAAA
Molecule: messenger RNA, 1892 nt
Organism: Selaginella moellendorffii
Lineage: Eukaryota; Viridiplantae; Streptophyta; Lycopodiopsida; Selaginellales; Selaginellaceae
Product: DEAD-box ATP-dependent RNA helicase 47, mitochondrial-like
Exons: 2
Coding region: 93-1838 (581 amino acids)
Molecular function (GO): RNA binding; ATP binding; RNA helicase activity
Source: RefSeq, a predicted model, not a curated record